CAGCAUGCAAGCAACACAACUCCAACUCCAGCAAUCCGCGCGCUAGUGACCUGCGCACACCGCCUCGACUACGCGACAUGAGAUAGACGUUUCUCCACCACCUCCACCCCAUAUCACGACCUCACGACAAUGGCACCCUCCGCCAUCGACGAUGCGCCUGCCGCCGCAGGGCGCAACUCUCCCAAGCCUCCGCCAGUGCGCAUCUGGAAUGUGAGCGAGCCACCGUUCGAAGGCUACAGAUCUGUCGAUACCGAAGGCUACGCGCGCAGCAAUCACGAGACCGCCAUCAUAAUCGAUAAUGGGUCGUCAGCAGUACGCGCAGGAUGGUCGUUCGACUCAAAACCGCGACUCUCAGUGCUCCCGAACAUGGCGCGGUAUAGGGACCGCAAGCUCAACCGCACCUUCACAUUCAUCGGCUCAGAUGUGUAUUCGGAUGGUACAGCGCGCGGGCAGUCGAAGCCCAUAUACGAACCAGGGAGCAACGUCAUAAACAACUGGGAUGCUAUGGAGGGUGUGCUGGAUUAUUGCUUCAUCAAGAUGGGCAUCGAUGGCCGAUCAGGGAGCAUAGACAGGCCCAUAGUCAUGACUGAGCCAGUCGCCAAUCUGGGCUACACAAGAAAGACCAUGUCCGAGAUUCUCUUUGAAUGCUACGGCGCGCCCGCUGUCGCAUACGGCGUCGACUCGCUCUUCUCCUACUCAUACAAUGGUGGCCGCAGUGGCUUGGUGGUCGACUCCUCCUACACCUCGACCCACCUGAUACCCGUCGUUGACACCAAGCCUCUACUCUCACAAGCCACACGGCUCAACUGGGGGAGAUUCCAGUCUGCGCAAUAUUUGCUGAAGCUGCUUAGGCUGAAGUACCCGACUUUUCCCGGCAAGAUUAGCGACACCCAGGCCGAGGAUCUGGUCAGGGAGCACUGCUAUAUAUCGCAGAACUAUGAAGAAGAACUCAGCCACUACCUGGACUGGACCGGGCUGGAGGAUCGCGACCACAUCGUCCAAACACCAUUUACCGAACAGAUUGUAGUCCAGAAGACGGAGGAAGAGCUAGCAAUCGCAGCAGAGAAGCGCAAAGAGAGCGGUCGACGGCUACAGGCCCAGGCUGCUAAGAUGCGUUUGGAUAAGCUGAAGAAGAAGGAGGAGGAGUUUGAAUAUUACGUACAGCUCCAGGCACAGCUAGAAGAAAUACCUACAAAGAAAGAGAAGGCGCGGGUACUUGAAUCAAAUGACUUCGAUGACGAAGGCCAGCUCGACAAGAGGGUCAAGGAACUUGAGAAGUCGAUCAAGAAGACACGAAACAAGGAUCUCGGCGAUGAUGCCGAAGAAGAGCAGCAGGAAGAGCCCACCUUCCCCCUGCUCGAGGUCCCCGAUGACCAGCUUGAUGAAGAAGGCAUCAAACAGAAGCGGCAACAACGACUGAUGAAGUCUAACUACGAUGCCCGGCUCCGCGCCCGAGUAGAAAAGGAGGCAGAAAGGGCACGACAGGCGAAAGAGCAACAACUCGACGACGAGCGACGAGAAGCCGAUCCAGAAGGUUGGAUUGGCGAGCGCCGCAUUGCCCGCCAGGCUAUCGUGCAGAAGAUUAAGGAUCGCGAGCGCCUGAAGGCAGAGCUUGGCAACCGCAAGUCCCUUGCCAACCAGAUGCGAAUGAAAUCUAUCGCCAACUUGGCCUCGGAUGCGCCGUCGAAGAAGCGCCGCCGUGGUGGAGGCGACGAUGACACCUUCGGUGCUGACGACGCAGACUGGGGCGUAUACCGCACGAUCGCCACUGGCGAAGGCUCAGACGACGAAGAAGAGGAAGAUCUGAGCAAAUCACUGAAGGACAUCGAAGGUCAGCUACUCCAGCACGACCCGAACUUCACAGAAGAGUCCACCAGAGAAGCGCAGACAGAUUGGACAAAGAGCGUCUUGCACGCCUUCUUCCACGGCCCUUACCCGUACGAUUCCGAGUCUCAGCGCGAAGCCCACCAGCUCCAUCUCAACGUCGAACGCAUCCGCGUCCCCGAAGUCGUCUUCCAACCCUCCAUCGCCGGUCUCGAUCAAGCCGGCAUUAUUGAAAUCGCAUCGACGAUCCUAACCGAGCGACUCGCCAACAAUUCUCGACGAGACGAUGUGCUCAACGAUAUUUUCCUGACAGGUGGCAACACACUCUUCCAAGGCUUCGAGGAGAGGCUGAGGAAUGAGCUCAGGGCCGUGUUGCCCGCUGAGCAGAGCAUAAAGGUCAGGAGAUCGAAGGACUGCGUGCUGGAUAGCUGGCGAGGUGCAGCGCAGUGGGGAGGCAAGAAGGAAAAUAGGCGCAAUUUUAUCACUAAGGCAGAAUGGGCGGAGAAGGGUGGCGAGUACAUCAAGGAGCACGAUCUGGGUAACGCGUUGGGUUGAGUCGACUGGGCAAUGUACGAUUAUGGCGAAUCUCAAUACCAGUGGUGCCAGCAACGGCGCCACUUUCUCAUGUCGCUCGUCCUGAUUAUUUUACUGCUUAGCCGGUAUCGCGACACUGCUAUGUGCUACGUCUAUCUCUCUAAGUGUCGACCUCUAGAGCCGACCGACAGUCUGCGUUUCGGCGUGGUCGAUGGUUCACCUGAGGCUAGACUGUUCAGGAGUUCUUGCUUCUGCAACGGACUGUGCAGCUCUGUUCGAAUAAGGAAGUCUUCCUAGGGAGCAAGCACGAGCACGAGCGCGAGCACGAGCACGGCACACGGCCACCUUUCUACGGGGUAACCAAUAGUCGCUGCCCUAGCAGGUGAAUGUUAUGAGUUUGAAG
Molecule: messenger RNA, 2761 nt
Organism: Didymella exigua CBS 183.55
Lineage: Eukaryota; Fungi; Ascomycota; Dothideomycetes; Pleosporales; Didymellaceae
Product: actin-like ATPase domain-containing protein
Exons: 4
Coding region: 130-2379 (749 amino acids)
Biological process (GO): regulation of DNA-templated transcription
Cellular component (GO): cytoplasm; Ino80 complex
Source: RefSeq, a predicted model, not a curated record